AUGAUUGGUCAAAAACGAAGAUCAUCACCAAAUGGCACUCAGCCACCUGCUCAAGGAAAUAAAAGAGCAAUGACUUAUCUUACUGAAUUAAAAAAAAUGGGAAGUGCAAGUCGUUUAAGACCUACAAAACAUACCAAAGAUCAAGCGACUAAAGAAGAUUGUAUUAUAUGUUAG
This is a messenger RNA of Entrophospora sp. SA101, 174 nucleotides long. The record is from the annotation of a GenBank genome assembly. NCBI's taxonomy places the organism in Eukaryota, Fungi, Glomeromycota, Glomeromycetes, Entrophosporales, Entrophosporaceae.